Messenger RNA from Gavia stellata (red-throated loon), 2523 nucleotides. It is a transcript of the gene CMIP, whose product is annotated as c-Maf inducing protein. Gene Ontology annotation, cellular component: nucleoplasm; cytosol. The record is from RefSeq and is a predicted model, not a curated record. The transcript has 21 exons. NCBI's taxonomy places the organism in Eukaryota, Metazoa, Chordata, Aves, Gaviiformes, Gaviidae. Bases 1 to 2319 code for a protein of 772 amino acids.
AUGGAUCGCACCGGCGGCUCCGGCGGGGGCAGCGACCGCAGGCAGACCGAGGAGAGCAAGCCGCUGCUGGGCGAGAUGUCCGCUCCCGAGGGGAAUAAAAUGGGUGCCGCGCCGUGCCGGAGAGCCCUGCUCCACUGCAACGGCAUGAGGUACAAGCUGCUGCAGGAGGGGGACAUCCAGGUGUGUGUCAUCCGGCACCCCCGGACGUUUCUCAGCAAGAUCCUCACCUCCAAGUUCCUGCGGCGGUGGGAGCCGCACCACUUGACCCUGGCGGACAACAGCGUCGCCUCGGCCACGCCCACUGGGUACAUGGAAAACUCCAUUUCCUACAGUGCUAUUGAAGAUGUUCAACUGCUCUCCUGGGAGAAUGCCCCUAAGUACUGUUUACAGCUCACAAUCCCAGGGGGUACUGUCUUACUGCAGGCUGCAAACAGUUACCUGAGGGAUCAGUGGUUCCAUUCUUUGCAGUGGAAGAAAAAGAUUUACAAGUACAAGAAGGUGCUCAGUAACCCCAGCCGCUGGGAGGUGGUGUUGAAGGAGAUCAGGACGCUGGUGGACAUGGCGCUGACGUCUCCGCUUCAGGAUGACUCUAUUCACCAAGCACCGCUGGAGAUUGUCUCAAAACUGCUCUCAGAGAACAACAGCUUAACCACUCAAGACCAUGAGAGCAUUAUUGUGGCGAUUGCACCUUUGCUGGAAAACAAUCAUCCUCCUCCUGACCUUUGUGAAUUCUUCUGCAAGCACUGCCGAGAGCGCCCGCGGUCCAUGGUUGUGAUAGAAGUGUUCACACCAGUGGUACAGAGGAUUCUCAAACACAACAUGGAUUUUGGGAAGUGCCCUCGGUUGCGGCUGUUUACUCAGGAGUAUAUUCUGGCUUUGAAUGAGCUGAAUGCUGGAAUGGAGGUGGUGAAGAAGUUUAUUCAUAGCAUGCAUGGUCCAACUGGACAAUGCCCCCAUCCCCGGGUGCUGCCAAAUCUUGUAGCUGUCUGCUUAGCAGCCAUUUAUUCGUGUUACGAGGAAUUUAUCAACAGUCGAGACAAUUCGCCGAGCCUGAAGGAAAUUCGGAAUGGCUGCCAGCAGCAGUGUGACCGAAAGCCUAAUCUCCCCCUCCGCCUUCUUCACACAAGUCCUGACCUGGUCUCUCAAGAGGCCACCUUGACUGAAUCCCGUCUCAAACCAGUUAUUGUCACUUCAAAUGAGAUCCACGUGGAAGUGGAGCGCAACAACACAGCUAAUCAGAAGAUGACAGCCAACGUUGGCAAUGACAGCGAGCCCAACCUGAUUGACUGCUUGAUGGUCAGUCCUACCUGCAGCACCAUGAGCAUUGAGCUGAGUGCUCAGGCAGACAGGAUCCUUGGCUGUUAUGUUGAAAUACUCAAGAUGCUAUCAGACUAUGAUGACUGGAGACCAGCCCUGGCCAGCUUGCUUCAACCUAUCCCAUUUCCCAAGGAGGCUCUUGCACAUGAGAAAUUCACAAAGGAGCUGAAAUACGUGAUUCAGAGAUUUGCAGAAGACCCGAGGCAAGAAGUCCACUCAUGUUUGCUGAGUGUGCGGGCUGGCAAAGAUGGCUGGUUCCAGCUCUACAGCCCUGGAGGAGUGGCAUGUGAUGAUGAUGGAGAGCUGUUUGCCAGUAUGGUUCAUAUUUUAAUGGGAUCCUGCUAUAAAACAAAGAAGUUCCUGCUUUCACUGGCUGAAAAUAAAUUGGGACCUUGCAUGCUACUGGCUUUGAGGGGUAACCAGACGAUGGUAGAGAUUUUGUGUUUGAUGCUGGAAUACAACAUCAUUGACAACAACGACACCCAGCUCCAGAUCAUCUCUACCCUGGAAAGCACAGACGUGGGAAAGAGAAUGUAUGAACAGCUGUGUGACAGGCAGAGGGAGUUAAAAGAGCUGCAAAGAAAAGGCGGUCCCACAAGGUUAACACUGCCAUCUAAGUCCACAGAUGCAGACCUGGCCCGCUUGCUAAGCUCGGGAUCUUUUGGAAAUUUGGAAAACCUUAGCCUGGCUUUUACCAAUGUGACAAGUGCUUGUGCUGAGCACCUCAUUAAACUGCCUUCACUCAAGCAGCUGAACCUGUGGUCAACUCAGUUCGGAGAUGCAGGGUUACGGCUUCUGUCUGAACACCUCACGAUGCUGCAAGUGCUCAACCUCUGCGAGACUCCUGUCACGGAUGCUGGGCUGCUGGCACUUAGUUCCAUGAAGAGCCUGUGUAGUUUAAAUAUGAACAGCACCAAACUUUCAGCAGAUACCUACGAAGAUCUCAAGGCUAAACUACCCAAUCUGAAAGAAGUGGACGUCCGCUACACCGAAGCAUGGUGAACUCUCCCUGCCUCCGACUCUUCUCUUUUGCUUCUCAUGAGAAGGAAAAGAUUUUUAAAACAAACAGAGAAAAACAAACCGGAAAAUAACUUUUGGCUAGUACCUGUAGAGCAGUGAGUCCUGGGACUUGGUGUAGGAGUUGUGGUUGUGGGGUAGAGGAGUGGCGUUGUGUGUGUCGGGGGGGACGGGGCAAGCCUGGACCCG